UUUUAGUCACUGUAUGAGAGCUUUCUAAAUUUAAGCUCACUUUGGGAAGUUGAAUACUCGUUUGAGAGCUUUUCUUUGUGUGAUAGUGACUUGCAGCUCGCUAACGUUAUGGAGUUUGUGCUGAUAUGCCUGUUGGUGGGAAAUCAGAUGUCAAAAUGUUUUGGUAGAAAGUGUGUUCUUGAUAAAUAUGGUGCUGUUUCUGACAGUUUAGAGUGUCCUCAGUACACAUAUUGGUAAUUAUGUCAUUACGUUUACAUCAUUAAGUCAUAAACGGCCCCUCUGUGUAAAUUUGGGGCCCAGCCAGGAAUAAAAUCCUGCCACCGCCACUGCCACAGGGAGCAAUGUGUCAUCUCCGCUGAGGCGAAGAGAUCGAUCUGCACCUUCCCGAACCAUUCCCAAGGAUUGAGCCGAUACUCCGACGGAUGCGGACCCCCUCUCUCUCUCUCGAGCAGGUCCGUCACCUGAUUGUCCAUGACCGGGAGAUAUGUCGCAAGAAGGGACAGCAGGUUCCUUUGGGCCCAAGUCAAAAGCCUGAAGGCAAGACGAUGCAACCCCAGGGACUGAAGGCCACCCUGGUGGUUGACAUACGCCACCACUGAUGUGUUGUCCGUGUGGAUCAACACGUUUGUUGCGUACCACUGGUAGGAAGCGUUGGAGAGCAAGGAGAACCGCCUGCAGCUCCAGCAUGUUGAUAUGCAGGGACGUCCAGCGGCCUGACCAGAGACCCACUGACUCCUCUGCCUUCGCAGACCGCGCCCCAACCUGAGUAGGAGGUGUCCAUCAUCACUACCCUGCGGUUGGAAACUACUCCCAUUCGGAUCCCUUGGCGCAGGUGAGAGGUCGUCCUCCACCAGCGCAGGGCCGACGAGCAAGCAAGACACAUUGUCAGCCGACGGUGUCCUUCGCGCUUGGGAUGCGGAUGAAACGCAUUGAGCCACGCUUGCAGUGGGUGCAUGCGCAAUAAGCCCAGCUCGAUGGAUGAAAUCACUGCAGCCAUCAGACUCAGUAGUUUCUGGCACAAAACAAGGGGCACCCUCGAUCCAUGUCCAAACAGGGAGAGAUGGUGCUGGAGAGCUGCUACUCUGUCGUAUGCACGCAUCAUAGUGGAGUCCAACUGGAGACUCGCAUACAUUGUGCACUGCACCGGCGUCAGCCAACUCUUGGCAUUGUUGAUGGUGAGGCCCAGCCUCACCAGAUGCUCAGUCACAAGCGAUGUGUAUGCCACCGCUCCCUCCUGCUACUGGGAACGGAUCAACCAGUCGUCGAGGUAGUUCAUCACUCUGACCCCUUGCGAAAGCCGCUGUCUUUCUUUGGAACCAGAAAGUAUCUUGAGUAGAACCCUUCUCCUUGAGAGGUGGGGUCUACGAGACAAAUGGCGUGCUUGCCCAGCAAGGCUGCCACUUCGGUCUGGAGCACCGAGGCCUGAAACAAAUCCGUCACGAAUGUAGUCGUGGCACUGCGAAAAGAAGGGGGUCCCAAGCGAAACUGAAGUGCGUAAUCGUAUUGUACGUUUGCCAGCACCCACGCAUCUGAGGUGUAAGUGCGCCAGUAAUGCAGCUGUUUUACAGUAAACUGGGUCUGAGGCUGCAAGCCUUCAGGGGCCCUGCUGGGAUGGUUGAGGCUGAGGCUGGGCUGAGUGAGGCAGUUGCCUAGAGCGAUUGCCCUGAAACCGCCUUCUAGGGUGCUGCUACAUGGACUGGCCACAGCCUGCGCGCCCUCCACGUUGCGGUUGAACCCUGUCCCUUGCCUGAGGUGAGGCCUGUAGGCGACGCCUAAGGUCACCCAGCAGGGCUGUGGGGACUAGCACCGUCCUGGUGACAGUCCGCAUCAGAGGUGUGUGCCAGUGGCUUGACCUACCCCGCGCCAGAGCAGGGGGAGGGAGCAACGCGGCCACCUGCCUAGACGCCUCGCAUUCUCGGAAAGACCGCUGCAGGAUCUCCUCCACUGCUGGACCAAAGGUACGGCCUGGUGAUAUAGGCGCGUCCAAAAGCACAGCCUUAUUAGCAUCAGGCACCCCCACCUGCGACAGCCACAGCUGUCUGCGCGUGACCACUAGGCCAGCCAGGCUCCAGCCCAGGGCCUGCCCUUGCAGUCAAAAUACAUAAGAAUACACCAUUUUGUUUUCAUAACACCAGCUUAUAUGGGCCAAAGUGACCCCUAGACCCCAGUUGUUGUUUGCCUACUUAACUGAUUCAGUUGCCUACCAUUUCUGUCACCCCUAUGUCCGCCACUGAUGAUGACGUUACAAUAACAACAUGUUUUCACAGAAAAACCUAAAACGUGAUGAUAAGUCAGAUAAAGCCAAUACCUGCAACCCAUUUAAAAAGCAGUUUUCUAAAUUGGUCAACUUCACGUUUACCUGUGUUUGUGAUACUUUAAAUCAAUAUUGAGUUAUUAUCAUUUAGAAUAAUUUCUAUGUAAAGUAGGAUCCAACAGAAUUGAAAGGUCAGUUGAGUUUAUAUACAGGAUAUAUUUCAGUGUAAAUUCCAACUUUAAUGGUUCUGUUUCAGAUCAAGAAGGUAUUCUGUCUAUGGGAGAAGAUUUGAUUGGCAAGUCAGAUUUUGUUCUGGAGAUUAUGCUACCAUGUUGGACUGCAGGGAUCACUGCUUUUAGACAAAAAAGGUAUGCAGACUGUGUGAUACUUAUACUACCACAACUAGAGGCCAGCCUAAGAUGGGUUUAUACAAAAGCAAACAACUGCCCGGACAGGCUUCUGACUGCUGAGUCUUCAACACUUUACACAACUUUUGAUCAGAUACUUGCUAAAAACACGAAUAAUGAAGAAAUAAAUCGCAUUCCUCUGAUGCUUGGUGACCGAAUCAUGGAAAUACUUUGGGAUUUUUUGAACAAUCAAGAGGGUCCUCGCAUUCGGGAUCACCUCAGUCAUGGGGAAGUGGAUUUAAAUGUUUUCCCCAGAGUUAUAGCAAACCAAGUUUUGGGUUUAUCACUUGUGCUUCUCCACAAGUUCAUUGGUAAACAACACACCACCACUAAAGUACUUGACUGCACUACAAAUCUACAAAUGUGGGUUAAUUUGCCUGUUCCACCUCAAGACCAAGUUCAAAACAAUACCAGGUUAGACUCAUCUGUGGAAUCAGGUGCUGGCAACAUUUUGGUGAAAGCAAUUCUUUCAAGUUUGCAAUCCCAACUGCCUGUGCAAUGCAGGGAGACUGUAGCUCCUGAAGAUUAUUUCCAGAGUGGUAAUACGUGGUCUCAGUUGUUGAAAGAAAUCUGGAAUCUACACAUAUCAACCUUGUACUGCCCACGUACUGUGAUAGAGGUGGUGUCACUGCUGAGAAAAAUAACCUCACAGUGCCAGAUUGUGUCUGAAAAAGUGAUUUCCAGUUCGGAAUCCCGUUACAACCAGUGGAUGAACAAAUCAUUGCGUUCACGGCAGAGGCUCACAUACCUCCGCAUGUUAGACAGCAUACAGUGUAUUUCACCAGUUAUGAGAGUGAUUUUGCUGCUGGUUACAGUAGAAACUCAGAAUGCAUUUGCAUUAUGUGAAAAAGAUGACCACGAAAUUCAACAGCAUCUGAAAUUUCUUAAAGCCAUCUUACAAUACACAGAAAAUCUGGUUACGUACACUAAUCCAGAGAAGAAUAAAUGGACCGAAACCAUCAACCUAACAGAGAUGUUUUUAAUGAAAAUGAAAGCAUUUAUUUGUAAACAGUAACUGUGUUCAAUGAAAAAAGUACUUUUAGUAAGUACAGUUUAAACCUCAAUAAUCUGAGCAAAACAAUUUAACGAAAAUCCGUGGUCUGUAAACAUGAAACACAUUACAUCUGUUACUGUCAUCUUUUUUCGGAACUUAACUGUAGUUCAGUUGAAAUUACUUUUCGUUAACAUAAGCUAACAUUGUCUUUUCUAUGAUUUAAGUAUUCUGCUUGUAUAAUAGUUUACAAUAAAGACUGGUAUGUGUGUGUACAUAUGUAUGUAUGUGUGUAUACUUUUCUCUUUAAAGCAUUUUACAUGAAAUAAUCUUUCAAAUUUGCAGAUGCUCAAAAUGUAUGCUGCAGUGCGCUUUGUUAUACACUGAGAAAGAAAUGUGCUAUGUUAAUAUCCUGAUAUAAUUCUAUGUUUGGUCUAAUAUUCUGUCUCCUUUAGAUAAGUAGCUUUAAUAUGAUUCAUUUAUUGAAGACUUUG
Messenger RNA from Polyodon spathula (Mississippi paddlefish), 4146 nucleotides. Its product is annotated as endoplasmic reticulum membrane-associated RNA degradation protein-like. Bases 2531 to 3676 code for a protein of 381 amino acids. NCBI's taxonomy places the organism in Eukaryota, Metazoa, Chordata, Actinopteri, Acipenseriformes, Polyodontidae. The record is from RefSeq and is a predicted model, not a curated record. The transcript is spliced from 10 exons.